Molecule: messenger RNA, 770 nt
Organism: Haliotis rubra (blacklip abalone)
Lineage: Eukaryota; Metazoa; Mollusca; Gastropoda; Lepetellida; Haliotidae
Exons: 2
Coding region: 127-594 (155 amino acids)
Source: RefSeq, a predicted model, not a curated record
UCGGGGUAAUAAUUUAUAUUAUUAAAGUUUAACUCCAGGUCAUGGACAGACGGGCGCCUCACCGCCAGUAUCGGGAAAACGGCACCCCGCCACGCAAGCUUGCACGUGCGCGGCGUGCGUACGGGCAUGCGACUCGUCGUCAUACGGGACGAAGAGUCAGUCUCGCGGCUGCAGUCGACGUGUAAAGACAGUUUGAGUAUGGCGGAGAAAGAAACGUUCGAGUCUUGGCUUACAAAGCAAGGUUUCACAGACAGUUCAAUAAAUAAAUUGACUAAAGAAGAAUUCACUAACUCAAGCGAACUCCUGGAGUUGGAUAAGUCGGACAUUGAAAGCCUGAAUUUAAAAUUAGCACAACGAAAACUGCUAGAAAAAGUUAUUAAAUCACUCCAAAAAGCGCCUCAACCCUCGGAACCUCAUAACACCCCCUCCGCUCCGGUUACAACUGGAGACCUUGCAAAAGAUAGUGAACUGAACCAGUUGCUGGAAUCCCUGGGCUCCUCUACACUCCAAGACGUUCUAAAUACGGAACAUGCGGACCACGUUGCACGGAAGGCCUUACAAGAACCACUCAGGUUGCCGGUAUACCAACUGUAAAUAUGCGCACGUGUGUGUCAUCUGCUACGGCCACACCCGGAGUACGCUCACCAGUCUCAGUCUCAGAACCACACCCCAGCCCAGCCUCCAGCUCACAAAUCGUGGUCAGGCUCUCAACCACAUAGACGGCAGUAGCAACUACAGCCUAACCCCUUGACUCAUGCGUUAGACCUAUG